Messenger RNA from Bursaphelenchus xylophilus (pine wood nematode), 2529 nucleotides. The record is from the annotation of a GenBank genome assembly. Lineage: Eukaryota; Metazoa; Nematoda; Chromadorea; Rhabditida; Aphelenchoididae.
AUGGAGGUAAAACGAAGGGAAUUUCUGGAUGCUAAGAUAAAAGAACUUAAAGGUAAGUUAAAUUCUUGUUUCUCUAAAAUUUUUGGUGUUUCAGCCAGUGUUGACAAAGCCGUUCCAUUUGAAGACAAGCUUUACAACCAGCCCAGGCUCAGCGACUUAGUAGUCAGUGUGGGAGAGCAGAAGUUUUAUGUAGGUUUUUUCCUCAUAGCAUAAGAAAAAAUUUUAGGUCAGUAAACAUCAAUUGGCCAAGAAAUCUCCGGUCUUUGAAACCAUGUUUCUUUCCGACUUCAAAGAAGCCAAAGAAGGCGUGUUGAACCUUCACGAUGAAGACCCUGAGGCAGUGGAGGCGAUGCUGAAGCACAUCUACAUGAACACAAAAAUUAAAGACUUCGAAUUAGCAAGGCGUGUUGUUCCGCUAGCGCAUCGAUAUGAACUACUGGCCUUAAAGGUGAGAGUUCAAUCUCUUCGAUUUUUUCGACAAGAAUUUUUCAUUUCCUUGGCGCCAUUUUUACAAGAUUCCUUUCAGGACGAGUGUGAGCUAAUCCUCCUCGAAAAAGUGACAUUCAAAAGUGCCAUAGAGGUUUUGUACUUGGCCAACCAGCUCGAUCUGAAGUUGCUGUUCAUUAAAAGCUCUCAGGUCCUCUACUUUGAAUCUAAUCUUAAUAACACUGAAGGCACCAAUCAGACUGAUGACAAGGAAAUAGAACAUUUAUGCAAGUGUCUCUCAACACCAUCCGGUAUUUCAACUUUCCCCCGAUACAUCGAUUUUUAUGGAAGAAAAGUUGCCAAACUUAGAGUCAUAAACAACAAUAGACACGAAAUUUAUUUCACCGAUACCUCCGAGCUUUCAAAUUCUUUCUACACGGUGGAGUGCAGUAUCCCGGCGAAACCAGUGCUUCACCAAAAUUACCACCAUGUUUGUUCUGAGGCAUACUUCUCUCUUACAAUUAGAAGGACUGAGAAACAGAGUGAUGAAAAGUCUGGUUUGCUGGCUUGGGGUUUCUACAAAAACAAACGCUACAACCUUUUAGAGAUUCCGAUUGUAUAUCACUAAAAUUCGCCGUUAAAUAAAGCAAGUAUUUCUUGGUUUGGCAUGUGGAAAUAUAUGAAUUUGUAUCAAUCAAAACGAUAGCUUUUCCUGUCUUGUAAUAGUGAAUCAAUGGCGCCAAAAGGUUCGGGCGCAGCUCGGGAAAACUUCGAAACUAUGAAAAAUCCAAACCCCAAGAUUUAAAGCAUGGUGGAUACCGAAGAACCUCCCGUUCGAGCUCUUGGAGUGCGAUUUUUGAAGAUACAUCAAAAAUGCUGAUAUUGAGGGACUCGUAUUUCCCGAUUCAGAAAUGGUACCGAUACAAAUAAUAGCUUAAAAGAGAGUUUUUUACAACUCGAAGGAUGGCCCGGACAUUUCGAAAAAACGACCGACCCAGAAUCUUUUGAUAUUUUGCAUAGUUGUUGUACCAUGAUAGCUGAACGUCAGCACGAAUUUUUAGUUUAAGAAAUUACCGUAUACGGGGGUUACGGUAGGUACAAUUUUUAGAAAGAUUGGGUUCGUAUGUAAAAACCUCAAGGAGUAAAGGCACAAAACCUCGCCGUUUUACGUUUUUGACCAUGGGGAACAUUUUCAUUAUUGACAACUUUGCCGUAGGAUGUUGCCUUCGACUAUUUUGAAAAAUACCAAGAUACCAUAUUGAAUGUAACUUUUUUGCAGAGAACUUGUCUCAACUUUUGAAACCUCUUAAAAACACUUUGACAUGUAUGUAACAACAUAUCAAAAAUGCGCGAAAAUAAAAGGGGGGGGGGGGUUUUGGAGUUACGGUACUUUGAAUGUUUCCGGUACGCACGUCAAUCCAAGAUAGAAGAAAAAAUUUCCCGCCCCUUUUUGGUGAUUCGUUCAAAACGAAAUGAUAAAAAGCAUUUUCUUAUCUUUGGCCUCCAUAUUAGUUAUACCGAUCUCCUUUUGUUUGAUGAUCUCCUAGAUGUUAUUGUUGUUAUUUAUAGCGAAACAUAUCAGUAUUUUGUUGCCUAUGGGAAGAUAAAAAUGCCCAAUUGAUUUGGAAAUCGAUUUUAGUUUGAAGACAACAGCCGAGGACGUCUGCUCUAUGGAGUAGUGGGGGGACUCUAGGUGACUUUAGGGAAAAUAACAACUAUUUUGGAGCUUUUAGGUACUUUUUGGGACUUUUGGGUCAAUUCAUAAAAUUAUUUUGGGUUUACUUCUAAAUUAUUAGGGCUUCUCAUUUACUUUAGGGCUAGGGGGCUUCUACCUUAUCAUUUAAUCUCUUUUUAUUUUCAGGUUCUGAUGUCGGGACGCCAACACACAUGAGGGGGGCGAGUAGGACCAGACACACCCACCAAGAUCCACCAACCAUUUCCCGUGCAAUCCCGCAGCCAUUCAGCCCGAAACAUCCAAACCCCGACUACGUCCCGCCACGAAAACGCUACGCUGCAUUGGCAUUCCGCACCGACUGGUCAUUGGGACGUGACUUUGGGAAUAAUCAUUCAUAUUCUUUUGGUUUCCAGGAGGCAGACGGUUGA